GAUAUUCUCUUUUGGUUUUUAAUUUAGUUGCCGGGUGGGUCGUAAGGCAGCAGCACACAAUUGUCAUCACGUGAGGUCACAAUGGUUUCUGAUGGUUUCGACGACUAGUGAUUAGAACAGCGAAUGUUUUGGAUUUCCUGAGAAAUUCAAGCAUCUGCCGUGUUCUGCAAAUAAAAAUAUAAUUCGAAAUAUUUAAUAAAUUAAGCAAUUUUCAUUGGAAUAUUAUUCAAAAUGACAGAAUAUUGGUUAAUAUCUGCACCAGGAGAUAAAACAUGUCAACAAACAUGGGAAACCAUGAACAAUUUAACAUCAAAACAACAUUCUUUAUCAGUUAACUAUAAAUUUCACAUCCCAGAUUUAAAGGUGGGAACAUUGGAUCAAUUAGUUGGUUUAUCAGAUGAUCUAGGAAAAUUAGAUGCCUAUGUUGAACAAAUAACACGCAAAGUAGCAACAUAUUUGGGAGAAGUUUUAGAAGAUCAAAGAGACAAACUUCAUGAAAAUCUUUUGGCUAACAAUAGUCAAACGUCAGUGGAUGGGGAGAGCUCGAGCCCCGAAGGGGGUCCGGACACCCCGCCAAACACCCCCGUCACCCCAUCACACAAGUCUUCAAAGGAGCAUCACAAGCAGUGGAAGGAAUCGGAGAAAUGUGAACCAGAACCAGCCGCCUGUUUAGGUCAGCAUCAUUACCAGCGUCAUCAUCAUCACGAACAUCAUCAUAGUCAUAAACAUCACAAUCAUCCUUCUGAUGUUGAAAAAAAAUCAUCACAUAGUCCUCAAGGCAUCUGUGAUGUUAGAUCAUCAAAUGAUCCUUUAUCAGCAUAUUCGUGCUACCAUGCGCAUUGGUGCGCUGCUUCUACCUCUUCUACACCUAUUCCUAGUCCUACUCCUACGAGUCCGAGUCUUUCCCUUUCAUCAAACUGUAGCAGUGAAGGAGAAACCAGAUGGCAGUCGGCGACACAUCAUCGGACUACUGAGAAAGCAGAUCGAUCUACCUCCAAUCGCAAAUCGCUUGGCAAUGACGACGACGAAGACGAUGUGGACCAAAACAACGACCAAGACCAAGACCAAGACCAUAGUGGCAAUUUGCCCAAUCCAGGUGAUCUACCAUCAUAUAUAACUCGAUUCCAGUGGGACAUGGCAAAAUAUCCUAUCAAGCAAUCAUUAAGAAAUAUUGCUGAUAUUAUCAGUAAACAAGUUGGUCAAAUUGAUGCAGAUCUUAAAACUAAAUCUACAACAUAUAAUAAUUUGAAAGGAAGUUUACAAAAUCUUGAAAAAAAACAGACAGGAAGUUUAUUAACAAGAAAUUUGGCAGAUUUGGUGAAGAAGGAGCACUUUAUUUUGGAUAGCGAAUAUUUAACUACUUUGCUUGUAAUUGUACCAAGAGCAAAUUUCCAGGAUUGGUAUAGUGGUUAUGAAAAGUUAACAAAAAUGGUAGUACCACGUACUACACAACUUAUUACUCAAGAUUCUGAAUAUGGAUUAUUUACUGUUACUUUAUUCAAAAAAGUUAUUGAAGAAUUUAAAUUACAUGCACGUGAAAAAAAAUUCAUUGUUCGUGAUUUUACAUAUAAUGAAGAGGAAUUAGCAGCAGGAAAAAAUGAAAUAACGAAAUUGGUAACUGACAAAAAACAAUUUGGUCCUCUUGUACGUUGGUUAAAAGUUAACUUCAGUGAAUGUUUUUGUGCAUGGAUUCAUGUUAAAGCUUUGCGUGUAUUUGUAGAAUCUGUUUUAAGGUAUGGAUUACCUGUGAAUUUCCAAGCAAUAUUGUUGCAUCCUCAUAGAAAAUGUGCAAGACGAUUACGUGAUGUUCUUAAUCAACAUUAUGCUCAUUUAGAUUCUUCUGCUACAGCAUCUUCUGCUGCUCAAGGAACUCAAGAUAGUGUGGAUAUACCAGGAUUAGGUUUUGGCCAAAAUGACUUCCCUUAUGUGUAUUAUAAAAUCAACGUAGAUAUGGUUGACAAUAAGGUUUAAUUAUUAAAGACAAAUCUAUUUUCUUAAAUUUUAAAUAUUCUUUAAUUUACGUAACACAUACUUCUAUAACUCCAGGUAUUUAAAGCAGGUGCGUACGCAGUAGUUUUUUCUGUUUACAUGAAAUAUAAUGUUUUAUUUUUUAGAAUUUUGUUAUUUUUGA
Molecule: messenger RNA, 2131 nt
Organism: Apis florea (little honeybee)
Lineage: Eukaryota; Metazoa; Arthropoda; Insecta; Hymenoptera; Apidae
Gene: Vha44
Product: V-type proton ATPase subunit Vha44
Biological process (GO): proton transmembrane transport
Cellular component (GO): lysosomal membrane; vacuolar proton-transporting V-type ATPase, V1 domain
Molecular function (GO): proton-transporting ATPase activity, rotational mechanism
Source: RefSeq, a predicted model, not a curated record